AUGGGCGAAGUCGAAGUUCCGAACGGGGGCAAUCACUCUGCGCGAGCGUGCCAAGACGGUUUCAAACAUUUCUGCUCGUACGGACUGGUUUGCGAGGGCCAGCGGCGAAAGUGUGGUGGCACCGCACCGACGACACUCGAAGCACACCAACGCGAAGUCGACCAAAUAUCAGAGCGAGUACGAGGGUUCUAUGAGCGGAAAGAGAAGUUUAGGAUAUAUCAUGGAAGCACAAACAGCACUAGAAAGUCAGCGAUGGGCAAAGACCCCAAUACGGUUGUGGAUACGAGCAGGCUGAACCAUGUUGUGUCUGUGGAUGUCGACCGGAGAACAGCAUUAGUCGAGCCUAACGUGCCGAUGGACAGACUGGUGGAGGAGACGUUGAAGUAUGGUCUUGUACCUCCAGUCGUCAUGGAGUUUCCUGGCAUCACAGUUGGAGGAGGAUAUGCUGGUACUGCCGGCGAGAGCUCAAGCUUCAAACAUGGCUUCUUUGAUCGAACGCUGAACAAAGUUGAGAUCGUGCUGGCUGACGGAGACGUGGUCACGGCUUCAGAGGCGCGGCAUGCAGACUUGUUCAGAGGCGCUGCUGGCGCUGUAGGGACUCUUGGCGUGAUAACUAUGGCUGAGAUACAGCUCGUCAAGGCGACGAGGUUUGUCGAAGCCACUUACCACCCUGUCAAUAGUAUGAAGGAUGCUAUAGUCAAGCUUCAGGAUUUUACAUUUCGACCAGAGGACUUUGAUUACAUUGAUGGCAUCAUGUAUUCGCAGACAAGUGGGGCCAUUGUCACAGGACGAAUGACUGAUACACCCUCUACUGGCAUGGAAAUACGACGAUUCAGCAACGCUAAAGAUCCUUGGUUCUACCUCUACGUCAAGGACAAGAUCUCGACCACAACUCAGCCGACCUCAGAUGCUAUACCCCUCCCAGACUAUCUUUUCCGCUACGAUCGUGGUGGAUUCUGGGUAGGUCAAGCGCCUUUUGACUACUUCAGGUUCCCUUUCAACAACUGGUCUAGAAGCUGGCUAGACGACUUCCUGCACACGCGCAUGCUUUACAAUGCCUUACACGCAUCGGGUCGAAGCGAGCAAAUGAUUAUUCAGGACCUCGCUCUACCUUAUGACACCGCCGCAGAGUUCGUCACUCGCAUGGACAAGCUGACAGGAAUCUGGCCAUUAUGGCUUUGUCCGCUCAAGCAGAGCCUUCCCCCAACCAUGCAUCCUCAUUACGAAGCAUGGGAAGCAGAUGGCAAGACGCUCAAGCCAAUGCUCAACAUCGGCCUCUGGGGCAAAGCUCCACCCACUCAUGAAGGCUUCGUAAAUGUAAAUCGAAGCAUUGAAGCUACAUUGCAGGAGCUGCGAGGUAUGAAGUGGCUAUAUGCCCAGACAUACUCUCCCGAGGACGAGUUCUGGAAAGACUUUGAUCGCUCCUGGUAUGAGUCGCUGCGAAAGAAGUACCAUGCCACGAAUCUGCCAAGCGUGUGGGAGAAAGUUCAUGUGGAUCUUCAGGCGGAUAGGAAGGCGAAGGGGUCUGCUGGUCUGCUAAAGAAGCUGAAGAAUGUAUGGCCGGUCCCGGGGAUUGUGGGCUUGAGGAGGAGCAUCCAGAGCAAAGAUUACGUUGAAGCUAGAAAUCCAGCCUGGAAGGAUUGGGUAUCUUCAUCAGAUGCGUGA
Pseudocercospora fijiensis CIRAD86 is the source of this 1665-nucleotide messenger RNA. RefSeq lists its product as uncharacterized. The transcript is spliced from 3 exons. NCBI's taxonomy places the organism in Eukaryota, Fungi, Ascomycota, Dothideomycetes, Mycosphaerellales, Mycosphaerellaceae. The record is from RefSeq and is a predicted model, not a curated record. Gene Ontology annotation, cellular component: membrane; cytoplasm. The coding region runs from base 1 to 1665 and encodes 554 amino acids. Gene Ontology annotation, molecular function: Delta24(24-1) sterol reductase activity; FAD binding. Gene Ontology annotation, biological process: steroid metabolic process.